AUGAGCUCCUCGGCGGAAGAGGAGCGCGGCGGCGCCAAGAAGUCAUGGCCAGAGGUGGUCGGACUGAGCGUGGAGGAGGCCAAGAAGGUGAUCCUCAAGGACAAGCCCGACGCCGACAUUUUCGUGCUGCCCGUCGGCUCGCCGGUGACCAAGGAUUUCCGUCCCAACCGCGUCCGCAUCUUCGUCGACACCGUCGCCGAGACGCCCCGUGUCGGCUAG
This is a messenger RNA of Miscanthus lutarioriparius, 219 nucleotides long. NCBI's taxonomy places the organism in Eukaryota, Viridiplantae, Streptophyta, Magnoliopsida, Poales, Poaceae. The record is from the annotation of a GenBank genome assembly.